CUCUCUCUCCAUCAGUUCGUCUCCGGCUAUAUAUACCCCUCUCUUGGUUCUCGCUAACCGAUCGAAGCAACCAGGCACGCACAACCGCAGGCGGCAGGCUCAGCUCAGAUACAGAAGUCAAGCUUUUUUAUCUGCCACAGCCGCGGCGCCGGGCGUACGGAUCGGAGAUGGCGGACUGCAUGCAGGAGUGGCCGGAGCCCGCGGUGCGCGUGCAGGCGCUCGCCGAGAGCGGCCUCUCCGCCAUCCCGCGCUGCUACGUCAAGCCGCCGUGCGACCGCCCCGUGCCGCCGCCGCCGCUGGACAAGGAGCUCUCGGACGACGUCAGCAUUCCGGUGGUCGACCUCGGCGAGCUGCUGGCGGACGGCGCCGCCGCCGGCCUCGGCAGCGCCGCCGCCGUCACCGAGGCCGUCGCGGCCGCCUGCCGGGAGUGGGGGUUCUUCCAGGUCGUCAACCACGGGGUGCGCCCCGAGCUGAUGCGCGCGGCGCGGGAGGCCUGGCGCGGCUUCUUCCGCCGCCCGCUCGCCGAGAAGCAGCGCUACGCCAACUCGCCGCGCACGUACGAGGGCUACGGCAGCCGGCUCGGCGUGCAGAAGGGCGCCGUCCUGGACUGGGGCGACUACUUCUUCCUCCACCUCGCGCCGGAGGCGGCCAAGAGCCCGGCAAAGUUCUGGCCGGCCAACCCCGGCAACUGCAAGGAGGUGUCGGAGGAGUACGGUCGGCCGGUGGUGCGGCUGUGCGAGCUGCUGAUGCGGGUGCUGUCCGUGAGCCUGGGGCUGGACGAGGGGCACCUCCAGCGGGCGUUCGGCGGGGCCGGGUGCGGCGCGACCCUGCGCGCCAACUACUACCCGCGGUGCCCGCAGCCGGACCUGACGCUGGGGCUCUCGGCGCACUCGGACCCGGGCGCCCUCACCGUGCUCCUCGCCGACGAGCACGUCCGCGGCCUGCAGGUCCGCCGCGGCGCCGGGGAGUGGGUCACCGUGCAGCCCGUCCGCGACGCCUUCAUCGUCAACGUCGGCGACCAAGUCCAGAUAUUGAGCAACUCCCUGUACAAGAGCGUGGAGCACCGGGUGAUCGUGAACGCCAAGGAGGAGCGCAUCUCCCUCGCGCUCUUCUACAACCCCAAAGGCGACGUCCCCAUCUCCCCGGCGCCGGAGCUGACCGUGGCCGCGGGCGGCGGGCCGGCGGAGCUCUACCCGCCGAUGACCUUCGACGAGUACAGACUCUACAUCAGGAAGAAGGGCGCCAAGGGCAAGGCGCAGAUCGAGGCGCUCAAGGGCCAGGUAUUGCCAGAAGAUUAGCUAGGUCGACGACGACUACCAGCUUACUAGCUACUGUAUGGUAGCUGCCUGCCUGCUCCGGUCCAGUUAAUAAUCAACGGCGUGUAGUGCAUGUAUGUAUCCUAAUGGCUGGCUGUCAGCUAGCUAGCUUAUCUCCCCGCGUGUAUAAUCUGAUUGUAAUAACGCAUGUGUAAGACCGAUCGAUCGACCUACUACCACGCUUGCUAUGAUCGUAUGCUUGCUGGUUUGCUGCAUCAGUAGCUGUGUACAAAGUCGAUGAGCAUGGCUGCUCACUGUUGUACCGUAGUACUGUAAGCCGAAUCAUAUAUCUUUAAGCAAUAUAUAGUCGUCGCAUAUAUCA
Panicum virgatum (switchgrass) is the source of this 1638-nucleotide messenger RNA. RefSeq names its product probable 2-oxoglutarate-dependent dioxygenase At3g111800. Bases 168 to 1298 code for a protein of 376 amino acids. Lineage: Eukaryota; Viridiplantae; Streptophyta; Magnoliopsida; Poales; Poaceae. The record is from RefSeq and is a predicted model, not a curated record. The transcript is spliced from 4 exons.